AUGUCUACUCCAUCUCCAGUAGAUGCCCCAGAGCACAUCCUCCAGCUUCUCUCCAAGCUCCACCGCAUCUCGCUCGAACAAGAAGCCGCAAUCUCCAAGAAGAAUGGCAAGGUAAUCUCCACAGACGUCCAAGACGAGCUCAACAACAAGAAUGAUGGCUCCGAGCCCCGAAGCGCCUUUGACCAGCUCAUGCUCGAUAAAUUCAUCGCACUAGAUGAAGACAAGUGCCAAUUCAUGUACCAGCUCAUAACGGCGAUGGGCGCAACCAACGUCAUUGAAGCAGGCACCAGCUUCGGCGUCAGCACCAUCUAUCUCGCGCUUGCGGUUUCCAGGACCAAGGCCGCAACCGGCAAGUCGGGAGUCGUGAUCGCGACAGAGAAGGAGGCGCAGAAGGCCGAGGUUGCGCGCAAGUACUGGGCUGAGUGUGGGGAUAUGGUGAGUCGCGAGAUUGACCUGCGCGAGGGUGAUUUGCUCGAGACUCUUAAGACAGGGUUACCGCAGCAGGUUGAUCUUCUUCUACUCGACAUCUGGUGUCCACUUGCUCUGCCGACGGUGAAGAUAGUCCAGCCUCACCUUCGACCUGGCGCAGUUAUACUCGCCGAUAACACCAUCUCUGGUGCUGAGGGCUAUGCAGAUCUGCUGGCUUAUUUGAGGAAUCCUGAGAAUGGCUUCCGGAAUACAACCCUUCCUUUUACCAAUGGGUUUGAAAUGAGUGUAUACCAGCCGGCCAAGUAG
Molecule: messenger RNA, 735 nt
Organism: Aspergillus puulaauensis
Lineage: Eukaryota; Fungi; Ascomycota; Eurotiomycetes; Eurotiales; Aspergillaceae
Product: O-methyltransferase
Exons: 2
Coding region: 1-735 (244 amino acids)
Molecular function (GO): O-methyltransferase activity
Source: RefSeq, a predicted model, not a curated record